CAAAAACAACAACAGAACUCAGCUGUUCGGCAGCUAGCUAACUAGCUGGCCUGGUUACUGUUAUUAAUGUUCCUUGCAGCUUUAUUUAAAUUUGGGAUUUGUAUCAGUUGCUUUACAGCUACUAAUACGUUCGGAUACAACGCAAGUUAUUUACAAUCCGCAUCAACGCGCUGCCAUUAGGUUCAUUUUAAACUCCUUUGUCUCAUGUGUGCUAACGUUAGCUAGCUUCUAGCAGGUUAGCCUUUUAACUGAGGACAGGGGGGGAGCCCGUUCAACCAAAAGGUAAAGACGCGACUUUUGUCUCGAUAAUGGUGCAAAAUAACACCAAUUUAGCCUUUUAUGGGCAGAAGCUGAAAGUCUGAAGAGCAAUUAUCAGCAGAGGAAUAGGAAAUAACGGAGCUAGCAGACCCCGAGUCAUGUUACAAACCGAUGUGUCACUUUACGAAAUUGUAAUUUAAUACCGCGAUAAAAGGUGAGCAUGUGGAACUUAUAGCACAUCAUUACGUGUACGGUUUUUUUUUUUUUUUCAACGAGGCGAUUUUAGAAGUACUAAAGUUACAAUAACUGUCGUGGGAAUUGGCUCGUUGGUUGACUUCCUGUAAAUUACAGGAGAACCGAGUACAAUCUUCACCCUACCGCGUUAGCACACAGGCCUUUAAAGGGGAAAGCCACCCGAUUCAAUAAUUUACAGACUAUAUAAUUGACAGAGUAGCGCUCUAUAUACGAGAAGCAGUCCUCAGGACACUACUAACAGGACAGGAUUGUUUUUGCUGCUGCUGCUAUACAUACACACACACACACACGUUCAAAACAUUUGACAUACAAGUGUUUUGUCAAGAUGUUCAUUAUAUUAUAUAUUUCUUGACCUUUUAGAGUUGGUUCUCACAGCUCGCUUUAACAACGCACAAGGUUGUGCCACAAGACAGUUGCUAGCUAACUUAACGUCACUACAAGAUAUGGUUACCUAAUGCUAACGUUAUCCCAGUAAGACCACUCAAAAGGUGCAGCUAAAGUUAAUAGUAUUACCACCAUGCUAUUACGUUGCGUGCUUUAUUAAUGUAAGCUGCGUCACUGCAUUUUGGAUUUAUUAACACAUGCAUGCACCAAAGUAACAUCCUCUACUGUCUCUGAAACAAAGAGCCUUUGGUAUAAUCGCAUCAACAGGCCACACUCAGAGUUUGUGAUCUUGCACCCGAGAUAAAAAAACAACCUUUGAACUUGAUCCAUUUGAAGAGUUUACCAGUUUAAGCUGAACCGCAAAGUAAUCCUCAAUAUGUGGAAAUACAUUUCAAAUGUAAUUAAAAAAAACAAAGUCACCAUUUUUGUCCACGCAUAUGUGCCGUAUUUUACGUAUCUAAAUGAAGCAGUACUUUUAUGGUUAGUUCUUCUUUUGGUAGAAGUGGUCCAAAUUCCAAAACAUUCACUGGGUUGUCCAGGUAGACCAGCAAUUAUGUGAAUUCUGAUUAGGGUUUAAUUCAAUAUGAUAAUUUAUCAUCUUUCAGUGGAUGAAAUCAUAUAUUGAGAUACUGUGAUACACAAUGAUGUCAUCCAACUUGUAUGUGGUAAUAACAACAGAGUUUCUGCAGGGUCUUAAAAAGUCUGCAAUUUUAAAAUCAAAAUUUUAGGCCUUAAAAAGUCUUAAAUUCACUGAAGUAUCAUGUUGUAGUUCUUAGAUAAUUUUAAACAGGUCUUAUUUUCCCUACCUCUGAUGCUGAUUGAAAUGUUCCCGUUGCGCUUUACAAUGUUCUUUUUUUAUUCAGUGGUCUUGUAGUUCUUUCAGCCUUAAAUUUCAUUCAUAAUGGUCUUAAAAAGUCUUAAAUUUGACGUGGUGAAACCUGCAACCUACCAACCCAGAAAAAUGUGAUUGUGAAAUAUUUUGAGGGAAUGUAAUUUGAAGAUAGCUCUUUUGUUCUUACAUAACACUUUACAUUACCACUCAGUUCACUGUGAUUAGCAAACUGGAAAGAUUCCACUUCCCUGGUCUUUAAACUCCAUGACCCAGAAUGCAAUAGUGCAUACAGCUCAGGACCGCAUAAUAAUGUAUAAAGAUCCACUUGGAAACCAAAUGUUGGUUAAAACAAAAUACUAUCCCAGACCAGACAUGUUUAUGGCAAAGCCAGACCACAAGACCACCCGGUGGAGAUUCUGACCUCCACCAAUGACCGCCAGUAUUAUUUUCAUCAUCUGUCGUCAUGUCGCCGCCAAAGAGACCCCUGGUCCCUGUGAGCAGCCGGCGGAAAGCAGUGGACGACUACUUCCCUUUCAACUUGCUGCCCGUAGAGUGCCAGCUGCACAUCCUGUCCUUUUUGAACGAGGUGGAUAAGUGCAGCUGUGCUUUGGUCUGCGUGAGCUGGAGCUGCAUCGUCCGCUCAUGGAAGCUGUGGCGGGUGGCGGACUAUUCCCGCCGCGGCGUCUUCCACCUGGGCCGGGAAGGGCUGCUGGUUUCCAACCGGGAGUUUGAGAGGUGGAAGUCCUGGGUGCACCAUUACACCCAUCACCUGAUCUCGCGGCGGGCCAGCCUGCUCACGCUGAAGGCCAGCUUCGACCUGGGCGACCGCUGCAACAAGUGGUGCGAACUGCUGAGUCACCUGCUGGACAACGUCCACUGCAGAGACCUGAGUCACCUGGACCUCAACUGGACGUUCACUCUGCUGGAGCCGCUGGACCUCAGGGUCAACUCAGGCUCCAGCUCGCACCAGGACAGCAUUACCAAGAUGGACCAGGUGACCAGUUUCCAGGAGCUGCUGACCAAACUGACCCACAGCUGCCCACGCAUCUCCAAGAUGCGGUUACACUUUGACUGGUCAGAUGUGUCUGUGUCGCUGCUCAACCAGUUCCAGCAGCUGCGAGUCCUGGAGCUCAAAUACUUCUGGGUCUUUAAAGGAGUGACUCCCACGACGCUGCAAGCCCUAACCAAAUCCCUGCCUAACCUGAAGUCUCUGACUCUACAAAUCCUGGUUCCGCUGAGGAACCUGGGCAUCUCGUACACUCUGGAGUCCCAGUCUCUGGAGUUCCUGGACGUGUCGCCCAGCCGAGGCUUGGUCUUCUCCUGUCUGAAGCUGCCGGCCCUGCGCGAGCUCCGAGCCAAGAAGAUCGUCCGCGGCAUCACACUGGACCGGAGGACCAGGCUACGGAUCCAGAGCCGCUGGCCCUGUCUGUACCACGUCCUCCGGGCGGGGACGCCCAAGCUCCAGGCCCUCAACAAUGAGAGGCUACUCCCCACGUGGAGAGAGGAGAGCUAUGGAGAGCUGUCUGCCAUCCUGGAACAGUCCUGUUACUGUGUUCAGCAUCUAGACAGCUGGCUUUGGUAGACAACUGCAGGGUUUCCACCCCAAAAAAAGAAAGUUGUUUAGCCAGGUGGCAUGAGCCUUUAUUCGACGAGGGCCCGGCUGGUGCCAGUCCUAGACUGAUGGCAGCAUUAAUGUAGAGCCCAAUAGUUUCUUAAAAAAAUAUCUUAAAAUACAUUAAAAAAACAUUCCUAGUGGCAUAUGCCUGGUGGGGGGCAACUUAGGCCCGGUGGGCCACCAGGCUUGCAACACACUGGGGGAAACCCUGACUGUGUGACUUGAAAUGAUGUACCAUCCAUCGGUGGAUAUGGAGCCCACUGCAGUUCUAGGGAAGACCCGCCCUUCAGUAGCAUUCACGCGCCACAAUUGGCCAAACGUCCACGCUCGCGCAAAGUAACGGAACCCGAUUUGUUCAGGUCCUAUCCCCUGACCAAUCGGCUAUCCUAACCUUAACUACUGGAAGCCAAUGCCUAACCUCAACUAAUCGGCCAUCUUGAUAGGGCGGGACUUGCCUGGAACUGCUGUGGGAUCCAUAAAAACGAAUCUUUUACACACACCAUGUGUGUCCCUGUUUAAACAAACUGUUCUCAGAGGGACACAUAGUUGCACACAAGAAAAACACGUUUUCAAGUGAAAUCAAAGGACUGCAAGUUUUUUUAUUUUAUUUUUUAUUUUUUUGGAUACAAUUCUUAAACAGGAAGCUGCUGUUAUAGUUGGAAACACUUUCCCAAGACAAUGAUACACAGCAUGUCUACAACUGUUUUAUUUAGUUUGCCCGUCAUCUCCCAAAAACUAAAGGUGCUUCAGGCUGAUUGCCCUGUUGACACCAUUAACUACAACUCUGCCUAAGCCAUGUGUCCAUGUAUUGUGAAAAAGACGAGCAGAAGACAGAGUGUAAUGGCGACUUAGAGAUGUGGAGAAUGCCUUUUAAACGUUGCCUGUUCGAAGAAAAAACUGAUGGAACAAUAUUCUGCACCGUUUCCUUCUGACAGCUGAGAAAUGGAAUCAGUGUUUUUGCAUUUAUCUUUCUAAUCAGUAGAGGUCCUUAUUGUCAAAGAUUUUGCCAUGGAGACUUCUCUCCCAAAGGUCUUUCAACAGAAACUUGUGCACUAGUGUAACAUUGUCUCUUACACCAAUGGAUUCUGAUCAUUUCACUCCAGUACCUGUGCUCAUGUGUUGUACGAGUAGCAGAUGUGUGCUUGAGGGUAUUUAUGCUCUUCAGAAUAAAUCAAUGUAUAUGUGAGAUUU
This is a messenger RNA of Perca flavescens (yellow perch), 4535 nucleotides long. RefSeq lists its product as uncharacterized. NCBI's taxonomy places the organism in Eukaryota, Metazoa, Chordata, Actinopteri, Perciformes, Percidae. Gene Ontology annotation, biological process: protein polyubiquitination; SCF-dependent proteasomal ubiquitin-dependent protein catabolic process. Gene Ontology annotation, molecular function: protein binding. The transcript is spliced from 3 exons. The record is from RefSeq and is a predicted model, not a curated record. Gene Ontology annotation, cellular component: SCF ubiquitin ligase complex. The coding region runs from base 2193 to 3311 and encodes 372 amino acids.